Molecule: messenger RNA, 1035 nt
Organism: Fibroporia radiculosa
Lineage: Eukaryota; Fungi; Basidiomycota; Agaricomycetes; Polyporales; Fibroporiaceae
Exons: 8
Coding region: 1-1035 (344 amino acids)
Source: RefSeq, a predicted model, not a curated record
AUGGCUCAGAUAGGCCUAAUCUCCGCUGAGCUCGCUACGGUCUGCUCGGAGAGUUUUCUCUAUGGAAUCUUCUUCGUCCUCGCUGUGGUUUCUAUGUAUCUGCUCUGGAUGCGCCAUCGAGAUCUCCGCGGUCCCUCUGGCCAUAGAGGUUUCCAUUCCGGCUCCUGGACAUCCGUCUUGGCGUUCUUGCUCGCUGUCGUCCUAAUCUUUGUCUCAACUACCUUACACUGGAUCAUCGCUGUAAUUCGUGUCUUCAAUGCGUUCGUCAACUACGAAGGGGGAACGAUGCCGAUUGCGUACUACGGAAACCUCUCUCGUCCUACAGAAGUCAUCCAAAGUGGUGCGCUCGUGUUUACCGCGGUGGUGAAUGACGCGAUGAUGAUAUAUCGUCUGUGGGUCGUGUGGUCGCAUAGAACAUCCAUUGUGAUAUUCCCGCUGUGUACUUUGCUUGGUUUGAUAGCUUGCGGUAUCGGGUUGAUAUACCAGUUUACCAGGUUCAAGGUCGGCCAGGACGUCUUCAUUUCCGCGCUAGGGCGCUGGCUGACGAGCGACGCCGUCUUCACUCUGUGCACUAACUUGUACUGCACGGUGAUGAUUGCAUGGCGCAUCUGGCGCAUCAACUCGACGCUCAAGGGCAUGAGGACUCGCAGCAGCCAUCUCAUGUCUGUGCUCGCAAUUAUCGUUGAGAGCUCUGCAUUGUACACUGUUUGGACAGUGUUCUUCCUGGCGACGUACGAGUCGGGGUCGAACCUCCAAUUUGUCAGCAUUGAGACACUUGCGAUGAUUGCUGGUAUCUCAUUUAUGCUUAUCAACGUCCGCGUCGGACUCGGCUGGGAGCAGAGGGGGCUGUCCACGGCGACCGGAUCGAAGUUUGUCGCGCGCAGUAUAUCGUCGCGCGCGCUGGACUCGUACUCGAUGCAGACGAUGGCAGUGAACAUCUCGCGCGUGGUCGAACGCGACGAUGAUGAGGAGUUCAAGUCAGCACAGUGUGAAUCGACGCAGAGCGCGAAAAUGCGGGAAGAUGGCGGUGUAUAG